This is a messenger RNA of Durio zibethinus, 1880 nucleotides long. NCBI's taxonomy places the organism in Eukaryota, Viridiplantae, Streptophyta, Magnoliopsida, Malvales, Malvaceae. The record is from RefSeq and is a predicted model, not a curated record.
UUAUAAUGAUGCAGCUGAAUCCCUCAGUUAGCUCAUCCAUUCCCUCUGAACAGCCUAUGGAAGAAAAGGCUAUCACCUACAUGGACCUUGUUUUGUUCAAAGCUGCGGCGGAUGGUGACGUGGAAGCAUUUAGUGACUGCCAAGUUGCUCUUGAUUGCCUGGUUGACGGAAGCCAAAACACGGUGCUUCAUAUUUACUCCAGAACCGGAGGACGCCUGGUAGUCAAAAAUGUUAGAGCGUUUCCGUGUUUUCAGAAAAGGGUAUUCGAAAGAGAAUUCUCCAUUAACUUUGUGGAGCAACUUGUCAACAAGUGCCCAUCACUGCUACUGCAACGCAAUGCCAACUGGGAAAUCCCAUUGCACAUUGCAGCAAGACAUGGGCAUUCUGGCAUAGUCAAAGUCCUUAUUGAACGCGCCAAUGUAGUGCUACAUGAAGACCCGGAGAGAGGGUUGGAUGCAACCGGGGCGAGGCAGAUGCUGAGAAUGAGGGAUGAGGAAGAAAAUACUGCUUUCCAUUUGGCCGCUCGAUAUGGCCAUCUUGAUGUGUUGCGACUAUUGGUCAAAGAAGAUCCUGAUUUUGAUUUCUCCGCUAAUACAAGCGGCGAGACUCCACUCUACUUAGCUGCCGAGGGAGGAUAUCACGGUAUGGUUACUGAGAUGUUAGAUAAUUGCAAAUCAACGGUUUAUGGUGGCCCCAAUGGUAGAACAGCUUUGCAUGCAGCAGUCCUGGCCGGAGAUGAAAAGACAGUAAGGAAACUAAUAGAGGCAAAAAUGCAACUAACCAAACAAACAGAUGACAAUGGGCGGACUCCACUCCACUAUGCUGCGCAUUUCGGUAAACGUUCAAUUGCCAAAGUUUUGUUGGAAGAAGAUGCGUCUGCUGCUUAUAUAAGUGAUAAAGAGAGAGGGAUGUCGGCUCUUCAUAUGGCAGCUUGGCAAGGCGAGCAAGGGAUAAUGGAAGAAAUUAUCUCCAAUUGUCCAGGUUGCUGCGAAAUGGUGGACAAAAGAGGCUGGAAUUUUCUUCACUUUGCUGUCGUUGCAGUAUCUCCCAAAAAACUUAAGAGAUUCUUAGUUGAUAACAAGAUUAAUGAUUUCACAAAUAGAAAUCUUUUUCAUGAAAAGAAUGUUAAUGGGUACACGCCUCUCCAUAUCUACUUAACGGGGCCUGCUCGUCAGCGCCUUGGUUGGUUUUCUCUUAAUUCUUUUCUUCUAGAUCGUGAACUUCAAAAACACAUUCGCCAAUUGUUGAAUGACAUUGGUGAUAAUGCAGAAGUGGAAGGGUUACGGGUUCACCCAAACUUCAGAAAAAGGGUAAAGGACGAGGAUGAUGUCUCCUUCAUCGAAGUUGUGGAAAAAACACGAGAGACCCAUUUACUGGUGGCAGCGCUAGUAGCAACCGUAACAUUCGCCGCAGCAUUCACCGUACCUGGUGGAUACAAGAGUGAUGAGCAAGGGGAUGCAACCUUGAGUCGUGACCCAGCUUUUAAAGCCUUCAUUAUUACAGAUACCCUUGCAUUUGUUUCCUCUCUUUUAGCGGUCCUGCUUCAUUUUCGCUUGGUAUUCCUGAAGUGGAGUCUAGUUAAUCUCCGAUUUCAGGUGAUUCGUCUGGCAGAUGUCUUAACUUUUUCUGCGACGAUAGCAAUGGUGAUUGCUUUCAGCACAGGCAGUUACGCAGUGUUACAAUCUUCCAUGGGGUUUGCUAUCGCCACAUGUUCCCUUGGCCUCACCUUCGUUCCCGGUUUGUUCAUUGCUUAUGCCAUUUUUCGCUUCUUUCUCGGAGUUGUGCUCUCAGCAUUAGUCUACUACCUACAAACAUGGUGUAUCAGUAAUAAAGGACCAGUUUUCGCAGUGAUGUUCUCUCCACUGGUCGUUGAUUUUUAG